GUUUGGUUCUGGUCUGUCCCUUAUUGAUGGAGGGAAACAAUUAACUUCCUGAGUUUGACGACAAUAAUAGUGACGUUGUAAGCGAUUGGCCUGGAGGUUUACGAGGCUCGUUUGGUGACUCUCCUGACACUGAAAGGUUUACGAGACUCGUUUGGUGACUCUCUUCCGACACUGAAAGGAGGCACAAAACAGAUGAAGCACAAAGUUGGGAGAAAGUCGAUGCAGAGCAACAGGACAAUCAUGUGGCUGUGCUAGCCGUGGAUUACAAAAUAUUUUGUACCCUUUCCUUGUUUGGAAUGCUUGUCUGAAAGAUCUAUAUUUUUACAUAUUGCUGCCCUGAAGUUACUACGCACUAAAAGAAAGUUAUGUGUUGGGAAUGGCCAGACUAGCGAUCAAGAUACAUCGCUGCUUCCACAGGAAGCCAUUACGAUUCUUCACCUUCAUUAUGGUUUACCUCAUGGCUGGAAGUCUGCUGUUCCUGCACUCAGGCUUUGUAGGAGACAGCACUGUCGCUGGGAGGGCCUCACCCCACAGAGAGGGGGCACCUCACACAGCCUUGGGUUCUCCUCGUGGCCUCCAACAUUUCUCCUUCCUGCCCUUCGGGAGGGUAAAUCAGGAGGCACCACGGAAGGAGCAGUGGCCGGCCCUGCCUCCAGCCCUGCCCAGAAGGUACGGACCGCCGUGGCUGAAACCAGUCUUGCAGGACGCCCUGGACAAGCUGAGAUCUGGGGAGCCCAUCGGCAGCUGGAGUCGAGCGUUGAAGGGGAAAAUGUCGAGGGAUCAGGAAGAGAACAGAGCAAGAUAUAUCGGCUGUUAUCUCGACAGCAACAAGCAGAGGGCAUUAAGGGGAACAGCGUUCUUUGACUACAGAAAGAUGACCAUAUUUCGUUGCCAGGACAACUGUGCUGAAAGGGGCUAUCAGUACGCGGGCCUGGAGUUCGGAGCUGAAUGUUACUGUGGACACAGAAUCCAAACCCAGAACACCACUGAGUCCGAGUGCAACAUGGAGUGUAAGGGGGAAAAGAGCAGCACGUGCGGAGGCCCAAACCGGCUGUCCGUCUACCGACUGGAGCUGACCAAUGACUCCGCCAGACGCUAUGGCAGUGCCUUGUUCCGAGGAUGUUUCAAAAGACCAGCGAACGUUUCCCUCACCCUGCCCACCAGCACCAUCCUGCUGAACAUGUCCGUGCAUAAAUGUGUGGACCACUGCACCGAGAAGGAGUACACGCUGGCUGUGCUGGGAGGCGUAACGUGUCACUGUGGCUUCCCUACCAUGCAUUUCACACUGCAUGCCCCAGAGGACGAGCACCUGUGUGCCCAGAAAUGCACCGGUGAGGAAUACGAGCACUGCGGGAAUGUGGAGUACUACGUUGUUUAUCAAACCCAAGUGCAAGAUAACCGUUGCAUGGAUCGGCGGUUUCUGCCCGUACACUCAAAACGCCUUGUGGCCUUGGCCAGCUUCCCGGGAGCGGGGAACACGUGGGGCCGACACCUGAUGGAGCUCACCACAGGCUACUACACGGGCAGCUAUUAUUUUGAUGGCUCUCUCUACAACAAAGGUUUCAAGGGAGAGCGGGACCACUGGAAAAGUGGGCGGCUGAUUUGUAUAAAGACACACGAGAGUGGCAGGAAGGAAAUCGAAUCAUUCGACGCUGCAAUCCUUCUUAUCCGGAAUCCUUACAAAGCACUGAUGGCUGAAUUUAACCGUAAAUACGGAGGUCACAUUGGCUUUGCCUCCGAGGCCCACUGGAGAGGGAAAGAAUGGCCUGAGUUUGUGAAGAACUAUGCACCUUGGUGGGCAUCCCACACCCUCGACUGGUUAAAGUACGGCAAGGAAGUCCUUGUGGUCCACUAUGAAGAUCUAAAGCACGAUCUGUUCAACCAACUGAAAAAGAUGGUGUCCAUCCUGGGCCUCAGUGUCUCCGAUGACAGGCUGCUCUGUGUGGAGAGCCAAAAGGAUGGGAACUUCAAACGCUCUGGCCUCAGAAAACUGGAAUAUGAUCCCUACACUCCUGAGAUGAGGAAAAUGAUUGAUGCUUUUGUCAAGACUGUAGACGUGGCCCUCAAACUGAGAAACCUAACUGGUGUUCCUGAGGAUUACGCCCCCAGAUGAUUUUGUUGGUAAAUGCUUUUGGGACAUAGCUGUGUUCUCUCUUUCCCCGGUCAGUAUUCCUUCUCCCACAGUGGGUGGCUUCUUUUAAUAUUCAACAGCUAUUAGCUUCCUAAGUACUUCCAGCAUCUAGAAAGAAGUUCACCGGAUAUAAAUAGCUGGGGUUGUCAGUAACUGUAGAGCCAGGAAGCAGCCUUUAGGAAGUGGAGUGUUGCCAGGAUCAGUGACUGCCUGAAGUUCGCCACAAUGUAGAAGGAAGUAUUUGUAUGAUCCUUGAGCUUUGUGACCUGCAAGAGCCAGAGGUUGCCACCAAGUGGAGGGAGAUAUGUGUGGCCCGUGGGCUUUGUGACAAAGUAAAGAAGGAGUUUGCCACCAUGUGAAAGGAGAUAUCAAUGUGGCCCAUGGGCUUUGUGACAAAGGGAAGCUGGAGUUUACCACAGUGUGGAAGGAGAUAUCAGUGUGACCCAUGGACAGUGUGGAGGGAGAUACCAGUGUAGCCCAUGGGCUUUGUGACAAAGGGAAGCUGGAGUUUACCACCAUGUGGAAGGAGGUAUUUGUAUGAUUCUUGAACUUUGUGACCUGCAGGAGCCGGAUAUUACCACUAAGUGGAAGGAGAUAUCAGUGUGACCCAUGGGCCUUGUGACAUUCCGAAACUGGAGUUUGCCAUGGUGUGGAAGGAGAUAUCAGUGUGACCCAUGGGCUUUGUGACAAAGUAAAGAAGGAGUUUGCCGCCAUGCGAAAGGAGAUAUCAGUGUGGUCCAUGGGCUUUGUGACCUGCAGGAACUGGAGUUAGCCACAGUGUGGAAGGAGAUACCAGUGUGACUUGUGGACCUUGUGACAUUCAGGGACUGGAGUUUGCCACAGUGUGGAAGGAGAUAUCAGUGUUGUCCACGGGCUUUGUGACAUGCAGGAGCUGGACUUAGACCUUUGCUACCGUUUUUAAUGCUGUUCUUAGACUGUCAAAUCUGGAGCGGAGUUGCAGAGAAAAGUAGAGACUGUGAUUGGUUGGAAUGAAUAUGGAGAGGAACCAGACAAGAGCUGACCUGCCUUUUACCGAGGAGGGAGUGGGAAGGGCAAGUUGGGAGAAAGCAUGUACUUACUAAUUUCAACCAACACAGCCAUCUGGAUUACACCACAACUGGCACACCACAAGUGGUUUAUCAGGUGCAAACCUAUCCGGCUUUGAUUGAGAACACAGCCACUGUCUUGCUCUUCCACACCUUCCUCAAAAUCUGAAUUGAUUUUGGGCUGUUGUUUAGAGUUCAGGCCUGGCAAAUUCAUUCACGAAGAACAUCUGGGAUGAUCAACAUACUUAAUAUGACAGGACACCACCGCCUGUUUCCUGCUCCUUUCAGAACACGAUCAACCACUUCUCUCCUCCACUACCUGCCAAACUGUGGUGACUCAUGUCAGAAUGAAACCAGUGUAUUUUAUAAACAUGGCAGCAGAUCUUACCUCACUGAUAUGACGCAGAGCCUUUGUUGUGGAGGUUUGUUGAGUCAUCUCCAAUCCAAUCUGCCAAGGGUGGGAAGAACGGGACUCUCUCUCUCUCUCUCAAGACAUACUACCCCAUGAGAGCACCAAGAGUGAACCAAAAUAUUGGGAAACAAAAAAUAAAUGUGAUGAACUCAUGCCUGUGAUUAACUAUAUAACUAUAUGAGAGAGAGAGAGAGAGAGAGAGAGAGAGAGAGAGAGAGAGAGAGAGAGAGAGAGAAAGAGAGAGAGAAUUUUGAUAUAAUUGGGGUCAAUGAUUUUCAUUGGGUAACUCAAUAAAACACUCAUUUCCAUUCGACUUUCUUUGAGAAGCUACAUGAGUGGAUUAGGAAAGUAAUUAGAGUAGAACUAUACAAAACUGCAGAUCAAUUGAAAGGACACAAUGGAUGAAAUGGACUCCUGCUGUGCUGUCAUUGUUCUAGUUAAAAUGCUCUAAUCAUUCAUUUGAGAUCCAUUAAUGAACAGUUUUGUGUUA
This is a messenger RNA of Mobula hypostoma (lesser devil ray), 4079 nucleotides long. RefSeq names its product sialate:O-sulfotransferase 2-like. Bases 377 to 2113 code for a protein of 578 amino acids. The transcript is spliced from 8 exons. The record is from RefSeq and is a predicted model, not a curated record. NCBI's taxonomy places the organism in Eukaryota, Metazoa, Chordata, Chondrichthyes, Myliobatiformes, Myliobatidae. Gene Ontology annotation, molecular function: sulfotransferase activity.